Messenger RNA from Exophiala oligosperma, 1673 nucleotides. RefSeq lists its product as uncharacterized. The transcript has a single exon. Lineage: Eukaryota; Fungi; Ascomycota; Eurotiomycetes; Chaetothyriales; Herpotrichiellaceae. Bases 221 to 1621 code for a protein of 466 amino acids. The record is from RefSeq and is a predicted model, not a curated record.
CUCCUUCACUUGUUUGGAGUGACCUGCAUGUUUGUCAGUUGGUUAGUCCUUGGUUUUUUUUUACAAUGAAGGAAAGAAAUAUAUCUUAGCGGGGGAGUGUGUUGGCGUAUUUUUUUAUUCUCUCCUGAGUAUUGGACAGGGAUAAGGACACACCGAAUCCCAAAAAUCUGGCCAACUUUCUGUACACAGCUGUUCUACAAGGUUCCUUGCCUCUGCCAUUAUGACAGUAACUCACCCAUCCGAACUCGACCCUUUGGUCGACGAGUUCCAACAUCUAUCGGAGAAGUCACGGCCACGCGAAGCCCUGCAAAUGCUUCAGAAAAUCGCCUCCAUGGUCAAACCCAUAAUGCGCCAGCGCAAUUGGCGUGUUGGCGUGUUGACCGAAUUCUACCCCAGAGAGGCAAAUCUCCUAGGUUUGAACGUCAACCGCGGCGAGAAAAUCUGUCUCCGCCUCCGGCAUGCGGGCGACGAUACUCAGUUCCUCCCAUUCGAGAGUGUGCUGGAUACCAUGCUUCACGAACUCUGCCAUAUCGUCCACGGCCCACACCAUCAGGCAUUCAAUGCCCUGUGGGACAAAUUGCGCGACGAGCACGAAGCCCUCCUCCGCAAAGGCUACACGGGCGAAGGAUUCCUGGGCAAGGGGAACCGCCUGGGCGGGCGCCGCGUCCCGGUGAAUGAAAUCAAACGGCAAGCUCGUGCCGCCGCCGAACGGCGCCGUACACACAACAAAGGCAGUGGUCAGCGUCUGGGGGGCCAGGGCAUCGUGCGCGGCCAGAACGCACGAGAAAUCAUUGCGGCGGCAGCGGAGAAACGCCUACGUAUCGAGCGAGGCUGCGGCAGUGCCACGGACCACGGCGCCCAAGUUGCUGCACAAGAGAAGGACAAGGUCACCACCACCAAGGCAGACAAGCAGGACGAGAACGAUGCUGCGCUCAUGCAGGCCUUCAUCGAUCUCAUCCAGGAGGAGGAAAGUGCACUCUUCGGCAAGGACUACGUGCCCCCCAGUCAGGAGAAUCCGGCAGGUAUGCGCGGCGCAACGACGUCUCCACCAAGCUUGCGGACGAGCAUGCUCCCAACGCCGCUUGACGCCAGAGCUCUCCGUGAACAACAAAUGCAAAUUGAACGGCAACUCCAAGCAACGAAGAAGAGCGAGGAGGCAGAGGCGAAUGGACGAGACGACACCAAUGCUCCCAAACGGUCAGCCAAAAGACCAGCAGAGCCUGAGCACGAACCCGAGGCAGAGACGUGGACGUGUGAAAUCUGCACCCUCAUCAAUCCGAUUCAAUACCUAAUGUGCGGAGCUUGUGAGACAGAACGGCCGGCCACAUAUGCACACUCGGCACUCGAUCCUUCACCACCACCGCCACCAUCUCACAGUCGGCCCAAACCUCGAACGACGACGACGACGACGACGACAACGUCUGCUCGGUCGAGCCCCCAAGACCACACGAGCCUAAAGCCACGUCUGUCGAGCGCAGAGGCACUUGCGAGAUUCGAUUCUCAGGCCACCGCAAAAGCACAGUCCAGGCCGGUCGGGUGGAUGUGUCACGGCUGUGGCAACUGGAUGGAGAGUCAGUGGUGGACGUGUGCGAGCUGUGGGCGCAUGAAGACGAGCUCUUGAUGAUAUUCGAACAGACAUGCCUCGCAAGUUCCCUCCACGCACCUGAAUCUCU